GGCACGCCGUCCAGUCCCGACCAGCAGGAGUCGAGAGAGCGUUAGCGAGAUGCUGAAGGUGGUUCUGAUCUUUUUCGUCGGUGUGGUGGGCCUCUGCGCCGCGGCGGCCCAGCUCGAGGAAGUCUUCGCGUGGAAAGAGGUAUCUUUCGCGUGGCCCAGUGAAGAGGCCAAGAACGAGGCGGUGAAGACCGGGGAUUACAUCGUCCACAACAACCUACCCCUGGGGGUGGAAAGGUGGAGGGAUAGGAUUUUCGUUACUGUGCCCAGAUGGAAGGCGGGAGUGGCUUCUUCCCUGAACUACGUACCUUUGACCCCAGCAAACAAAACUGCCUCUCUCAUCCCCUACCCUGACUGGAAAGCCAACACCCUCCCAAAGGGAGAGGAGAAACCGACGGAAAAUGCAGUUAUCUCAACCUUUAGAGUCAAAGUGGACGCCUGCGACAGACUGUGGGUCAUGGACACUGGCCUUGCUGAUAUCCUAGGGAGUCCCAAUUUAGUUUCCCCACCUGCUAUCGUUAUUUUCGACCUUAAAACCGACAAGCUGAUCCGUCGGUAUACGCUGAAGGAUAGUGACCUCAAAGGAGAGGAGUCUUUCUUUGCCAAUAUUGUCGUUGAUGCAACUCCUGACAAAUGCGACGAAGCUUUUGCUUACAUACCCGAUCUUGGUGGUUAUGGACUGGUUGUAUACUCUUUCGCAGAAAACGACUCUUGGAGAAUCAAGCACAACUUCUUCCAUUUCGACCCUCUUAGCGGAGAUCUCACCAUUGGUGGGGUCAACUUCCAAUGGACCGAUGGACUUUUCGGCUUAGCACUCAGUCCACAAAAUGAAAAUGGGUACCGUACAUUGUAUUUCCAUGCUCUGGCUAGCACCAAUGAAUUUUCCGUCAAUACAGAAGUACUGAGAAACAAAACGUUAGCAACAGAUCCAAGCCAGUACAACAUGUUUAAACUUGAAGGUUCCAAAGGACCCGGCAGUCAAACAUCAGCUUCGGUAUUGGAUGAAAAAACCAAUAUACUGUUCCUCACACAACUAUGCAAGGAUGGGGUUGCUUGCUGGAACACAAAGAAACCCCUAAACCCGGAGAACCUCGGUUUAAUCGUACAAGACCACGAAAAUCUAAUUUUCACCAAUGACAUGAAGUUGGAUCACGAAAGGAAUCUGUGGAUACUUUCUGAUAAGAUGCCGAUUUUCAUCUACAAAGAUCUCAACCCAGAAGAGGUGAACUACAGGAUAUUCAAAGUUCCAGUCGAUGAGGCCAUCAAGGGAACUAUUUGCGAAGCCUGAAUCAGUAUUACGUUUAAGUGAUAUCUUUGUAAAAUUAUUACAUUACUGUUAUUUUGUUAACAUAUUUGUAAAUAGAAAUAAAGUUUUUUUAAAAUAA
Anoplophora glabripennis (Asian longhorned beetle) is the source of this 1382-nucleotide messenger RNA. Its product is annotated as protein yellow. NCBI's taxonomy places the organism in Eukaryota, Metazoa, Arthropoda, Insecta, Coleoptera, Cerambycidae. Gene Ontology annotation, cellular component: extracellular region. The transcript is spliced from 6 exons. The record is from RefSeq and is a predicted model, not a curated record. The coding region runs from base 50 to 1285 and encodes 411 amino acids.